Melanotaenia boesemani (Boeseman's rainbowfish) is the source of this 2368-nucleotide messenger RNA. RefSeq lists its product as uncharacterized. Lineage: Eukaryota; Metazoa; Chordata; Actinopteri; Atheriniformes; Melanotaeniidae. The transcript has 12 exons. The record is from RefSeq and is a predicted model, not a curated record. Gene Ontology annotation, molecular function: oxidoreductase activity, acting on paired donors, with incorporation or reduction of molecular oxygen, reduced ascorbate as one donor, and incorporation of one atom of oxygen. Bases 181 to 2202 code for a protein of 673 amino acids.
CCCGCCUCCAACUCAAAUGUCUGUACUUUCAGUUUAGCUAUAAAGAAGAAGUCGCGUUGGCUCGUGUCCGGAACAAUAAACACAGUUUGAUGUUUUUUUUAAAUAAGAAACUUUUCUUUGGUCAAAGCUGAAACGCUACUAUCCGUGGUGAGUUCACGGUCCUUGGCUAACAGCGGGAACAUGGCUUUGCUGCCUUCAAAGUCUGCACUGUUUUGGAUCCUGAUUGUUGUGACACCUCACGUGACGGCAGCCUCAGGGAGUCCGAGGCGAGGGAUGAGUCCAGCCGACGAGGAGUUGAUCUGGAGCGCCCGUGACAUUAGCUUUAGAUCCAAAACAAACUCCAGACCGCAACUCGGAGCAGGAUCGGAACCCGGUGACCGCGCCGAUCCGUUCAAAGUCCCAACUUUGGAUGGGGAGUUUUCCUACGAGCCGGGCGUCCUGAACGUGUCUCUGGUUAUUCACUCCUUCACUAACAAGUCGGGGUUUCUGGAGUGCAUGUGGAGCUCGGAGUCCUCCCUGUCCAGCCUGUUUGAGGGUUUACCGGAGACAACACACAUCCUCUUCUUGUCCCUGGACGACUCGGCGCUCAGUGAUGCUCUGUGGAUGCGGGAGCAGCUGCAGCGGGCCGCCCCCCUCAGAAAGGAGGUUCUGACCCGGCUGCACUUCUCUCCGGUGCCGGUCUUUGCUCUGGGUAACUGGAUCCCAAGUGUGCUUUACAACUGGGGGUGUGCAGGUCACAACUGUGGCCUCUCCCAGGCUGUUUUCACCUCUGAUGGGUGGAAACUGCCCAUCAUCAUCAAGAGACUAGAUGCCAGGUACGACUGGGUCAUGGCACGCUGGAAGCCGAACUCCUAUUAUUUGGUUGACGCUGGAGACGGAUGUCAGCCAUCGCCCUCCGUGUCGGGUGCUGUGGCCUGGGUGUCUGAGGACAACUGCUCCUUCUUCUCUAAGGUUCAGAACAUGGCCAAAUCCAACGCCUCCGGCGUCCUUGUCUAUGCCCUCCCUGGUAACCCCAUCCAGGACAUGAACUGCGUUGAGGAUGAAUGCUUCACUCCGCUCAGCAUCCCGGCUGCCAUGGUGCACCAGGAGGUUUCUGUUGCUCAGACGCUCCAUUCUGGACAGGUGGUGAAUGUUUCCUUCCAGACGACCCCGUCCCCAAACUUUUUCAUCGGUAUUGACCAGCAGGGGGCGCUGGCUGAGAUGGGCUGGUUCCUCUACCCCUCCUUCAGCUUCAUAAACUGGCAGGCCCAGUGGUUUGAAUUCUCCACCAAUCUGCAGACCAAACUCCAAAGUCCUGCAAAAGUUGUUCCUGUGUUUGACAAAGUCCAAAUGCAGGGGGAGAAAGGAGCUGUGGCCACGGUUGAACUGCCUUUCGAUUUGUGGGACUCUGACACUCUGGAGUUGGAUGCAUCGCUGUCUUGUCCUGGUCGGAGAGACUCGUCCUGCGCUCAGUGGGAUCACACGGUGCAGCUGUUUGUGUGCUGCGAUCAGCGGAGUCCGUACUGCAACACGGAGCUGGGCCGAUGGAUCACGGCGUUCCGCAGAGGAAUUGGGCGCUGGCUGACAGACGUGUCCCCUCUGAUCCCCCUGCUGGAUGGCAAUAAAUGCACCUUCACUAUGAAGACGGUGCCGUGGGCGAUGCCGUGGAUCGUCUCCCUCAACCUGAGAUUCAGUCUUCGCAAUCAGACAGGUGGUGGUGUGGAAAAGCUCCGUCCUUUUAGGGUGACAUCUCUGUACAGCGGAGGAAACUUCGACAAGGACUACAACAAGAGAUACCAGCCAAUGAAAUUUCUCAUCCCAUCAUCAACCAAGAAGGUGGAGCUGUACGCCGUCAUCACAGGACAUGGCAGCGACGAGAACGGCUGCGGCGAGUUUUGUGUCACCUCCCACCACUUCCUGGUCAACGCAGUUCAUAACAACACUCUCAUAUUUGACUCUGCAGGAACAGCCCUGGGCUGUACGAAGCGGGUGAAAGACGGUGCGGUACCAAACGAACACGGCACGUGGCUGUAUGGGCGCGGAGGCUGGUGUGAUGGACUGCAGGUCAACCCCUGGAGGACUGACCUCACCACCCAGCUGAACAUGAGCGCCUCUGAAUCCAACGCUGUCGUCUACUUCGGCUUGUUCGACGGGCGGGAUCCUAAUCCGGCUCAGCAGCCGGGGUACAUCAUCAUGUCGUCUUUUCUUAUCUUCUACAAGUGAUGCCACUUUGUAAAACUGCUUUUUCAAAUGCUGAGCAAGAUGAAUGAACGUUGCUCUGAUCAAGAUGAAUGAAUGAACGUUGCUCUGAUCAAGAUGAAUGAAUGAACUGAAAACUGAAAAUCAAACGUGGAAACUGUUGCUAAAUAAAUCUAUAUUUUCCCACUGA